CCCUCCAUCCAUUCCACCGGUUCCUUCUUCGUUGCCAUUCCAACUCCCUCGUUGUUGGAUUUUUCUUUUUACUGACUGUAAUUCUCCUUCCCUCACCCGAGUCCCUUCGUUUACACCCUCGGAUCGGAUCGCGUCUUUCUCCCAACGACCGUCUUUCUUGGACAACAACACCGCUUGAAUCGUUGAAUUGCUACUGUUCAGUUCAUCUACAAUGAAGACUGCUGUUCUUCUUUCCGCCUUGGCGGGCAUUGGCGCCGUCUCGGCCACCCCUACCCUCAAGGAGCCUCCCAGCAAGCGUGCAAACCUCCCCACCGUCACGGUCUCGGGCAACGCUUUCUGGGCCGGCGAUGAACGAUUCUACCUUCGAGGCAUUGACUAUCAGCCUGGCGGUGCUUCCGCUAACAAGGACCCCUUGGCCGAUACCAAGGUCUGCGAGCGCGAUAUUAAGAACUUCAAGGACCUUGGCGUCAAUGUCAUUCGUGUCUACGCCGUCGACAACACGGCCGACCACGAUGAGUGCAUGAAGGCGCUCAACGACGCUGGCAUCUACCUCGUUCUGGAUGUCAACAACCCCAAGUACUCCAUCAACCGCGGCAACCCCGGUCCCUCUUACAACACCGCCUACCUCCAGAGCGUCUUUGCCACUGUCGAGAUGUUUGCUCAGUACGACAACACCCUCGCUUUCUUCUCGGGCAACGAGGUCAUCAACGAUGAGGAGGAUACCGACAAGUCCGCUCCCUAUGUCAAGGCUGUCACUCGUGAUAUGAGAGCCUUCAUGAAGGCCCGCAAGCUCCGCCAGGUCCCUGUCGGUUACUCGGCUGCCGAUGUUGCACAGAACCGAAUGCAGACUGCCCACUACUUCAACUGCGGCUCUGACGAUUUGCGAUCCGACUUCUUCGCCUUCAACGACUACUCUUGGUGCAACAGUGACUUCAAAACCGCUGGCUGGGAUGUCAAGGUCAAGAACUUUACUGACUACGGUCUUCCCAUCUUCCUGUCUGAGUAUGGUUGCAUCAAGAACCGUCCUCGUAAGUUUGAGGAGCUCGAGGCCCUGAUGAGCGACGAGAUGACCGGCGUCUACUCUGGUGGUCUCAUGUAUGAGUACUCGUACGAGGACAACGACUUUGGUAUUGUCAAGAUCAGCGGCAACACCGUCAAGACCACCGACGAGUACAAGCUCUUGAAGGAGGCUCUUAAGAACUACCCCCAGCCCACCGGCUCUGGCGGCGCUGCCAAGUCUACGCACGGUGUCGACUGCCCCGCCAAGGAGGAUGUCUGGCAGGUUGACCCCGACCUUGUUCCCGAGAUGCCCUCGCAAGCCGAGAAGUACUUUACCAACGGUGCUGGCAAGGGUCCCGGCUUCGACGGAAACAAUAACAAGGGUUCCCACUUUGAGGUCGACAGCGGUACCGCGACCGCCAGUGUCAGCGCUGGCAAGUCCACUUCCACCAGCAGUGGUUCCGAGUCUACAGACGAGGACGACGACAGCGCCGCUUCCACCAUGGACAUGGCUCCUCUCUACAUCACUGGCGCUGCCACCCUCUUCACCCUGUUCGGAACUCUUCUCCUGUAAACGAGAGAGUACUCCUUCUUCAUUUUGUCUUCUUGCUUUAGUCUUUGGGAUUUGCCGCAAACGCCAUAGGCCAGGCCCCCAUUGUGAUUCAUGACAGGUACAGCAACAUGGAUGCUGUGGAGGGACGCGCUGGACUAGAUGCGCUGGACACGUCGGGUUCGUCUUUUUAUUCCACGGGAGCAUUGGCGUCUAGCCCAGGAUGGGUAGACAGCCGGGAAAUGAUUAUAAUGCUGUCUGGGCCAUAGUUGCCUUUUGUUUUUAUAGUUGAAAAUGAUAUCGAAUAGACUUUCCUUGUGAUCCG
This is a messenger RNA of Fusarium vanettenii 77-13-4, 1874 nucleotides long. RefSeq names its product glycoside hydrolase family 72. Lineage: Eukaryota; Fungi; Ascomycota; Sordariomycetes; Hypocreales; Nectriaceae. Gene Ontology annotation, cellular component: fungal-type cell wall; cytoplasm. The transcript is spliced from 3 exons. Gene Ontology annotation, molecular function: 1,3-beta-glucanosyltransferase activity. Gene Ontology annotation, biological process: fungal-type cell wall (1->3)-beta-D-glucan biosynthetic process. Bases 212 to 1573 code for a protein of 453 amino acids. The record is from RefSeq and is a predicted model, not a curated record.